Messenger RNA from Effrenium voratum, 1446 nucleotides. The record is from the annotation of a GenBank genome assembly. Lineage: Eukaryota; Dinophyceae; Suessiales; Symbiodiniaceae.
AUGGCGGGUGAGGCCUCCAAUGGGUCCGAGGAGACAGAAGUGCAGUUCGUUGAGCACCAGGAGCCGGGCCUACGGCGACGGCUGGCCGCGAAUGGAGGCCACACUGCCGAGCCUCCGAUCUCGAGCUCGCGGCAACCUAGCAAGAUUAGUUGGUGGCGGCGAUCGUGGCAGGACGGCGCGUGGGUGCUGCUAGAGGUGGCGUUGAGCAUCGCGCUCUUCGUGCUCUGCACCAAGGGCGCGCUGGUCGGGCAGAGCUCCGAGGAGAAGGCGAGGAGCUUCAUCCUGCCAGAUGAGCAGGUGGCCCGGAACUGCCAGAAGGCCCUGCGAUGCGUGCUGGUGGUGAUUUGUUUCACCACGCCCUGGCUCCAGAAGCACAAGCUCUUCGAGCGUGCCAACGGCAACUGGCCCAACAUGGUGUUUACCCGCUUCAGCCACGAGCUUUGGCUUCUGCCUUCGGCAGAUGAGAAUCUCGCGGAGCGCGACGGAUGGCUCGACACGGUGAAGUCCAGUUUGAUCCCUGAGAUUUGGCCUUCCUCAGAUGAGGCGCGGGUGAAGAUGCGGCGGGUCACCGCGCUGGUGCUGGUGGUGCUGAUCCGGGCGUUGCUGGGCACGGCCCGGAGCUUCGUGAAGCUCCAGGCGCAUCAGGCGGAGAGCCAGGAGAAGAACAUCUGCUCAGGGCCGUUGCUCGGCUGGAUCAUCUUCUCGCUCGACGUCAUGGCCAACUGCGGCUUCAUCUUGGGCUUCGCCGCGGGCAGGCACUACUUCAAGUCCACCCAGCAGGAGUUCGCAGAGCAGAAAACGUCCGAAGGGCCCAGCGCCACCGAGGUGGCCGCCUGGGCGGCGGAAAGGAACGAGGAGCGCUAUGGCGGUACUAUGCCGAGGGCUCCUCUCGAGACCUUGCGCCGGCCAAUGGAUCAGCCCCGCCAGGGUGACGACGAGGACGAGCAGCUGUCGCCAAAGCAGUGCCAGCUGCCGCUGCGGAAGACCAGUGUCAAGCAGCUGUGCAAGGGGGAGAAGGUGGACCACGGGGAGAUCCUGCGGAGCUACGCUGCGUGGGCUCUGCUGGGGCUGCUGCUGAUCUCGGCCCUCGAGUGCUGGUCCCUCUCGUACUGGGAGGCAGCCAUCCUGGGCAAUCGCGACGACGAGGUCGACGUUUUCAGGAUGCGGCCUUACGUGGUGCGGCACCCCCCGGACUUCUCGCGCUGGCAGCCGCGGCGCGUGAUCGUGGGCAGCUGGCGGGACCUUUUCUACUUCGUGUUCCUGCACCCGAGGGUCUCCUCUGUCUUCAUGGGGGCUGCCUUAGUCGCACACUUUGCCCACACACGGCGAUCUGGCUCACGCCAGUGGUUCCACCUGGUGGACGAACUGCUGCACCGCGCCGUCAUGGGCCUCAUGUCCUACGCCGUGCUCUUGGCGGCGCAGCGCGCCUACUUUGCCGGGCCCUGA